AUGGCGCUCGCCCGACACUCCCAUUUCCUGGCGCACUCCAGCAACGUCAACUGUCUGCGAUUCGGCCGCAAGUCGGGACAAGUUGCUGCGACUGGUGGCGACGAUAACUUAGUGAAUCUUUGGCGGCUGCGCGAGAAGGAGACGAAGAACAUCAUGAGCUUGUCAGGCCACCAGAGCGCUGUCGAGAGCAUCGUGUUUGACCCAGCAGAGCACAAGGUGGUGGCAGGCUCCCAAGCAGGCUCGAUCAAAGUGUUUGACCUGGAGGCUGGCAAAGUGGAUCGGACGCUGAAAGGGCAUAUGGCGUCGACUACUACCGUGGACUUCCACCUUUACGGUGACUAUGUGGCCUCUGGUUCAAGAGAUACAAUUGUGAAGGUGUGGGACCUGCGGACCAAGAGUUGCAUGCAAACAUUUAAGGGGCAUUCGUCGGAGGUGACAGCCGUGAGCUUCACUCCGGAUGGACGCUGGCUUACUUCAGGUGAUCAGGAGGGUGUCAUCAAAAUCUGGGAUCUUACAGCUGGGCGCCUUCUUCACGAGUUUCCUGACCACGGUGGAGCUAUCACCAGUCUUGAAUUCAACCCGGAGGAAUUUAUUUUGGUAUCUUCUGCUGCCGACCGCACCGUGAGAUUCUGGGAUGUUCAGGAAUUCGCUUUGAUAGGCGUCACACCUGUAGAUAACGCUGCGACUACAUCAAUGAGCCACACAGUUACAGAGCCGUACAGCGGCAAGUAUCUCUUUUGCUGCUCACAGGAAGCGAUUCGAGUAUGGUCGUACGAAACUGCUAUCGAGUGCCACGACAGUGUAAUGAUGCCGCGCCAGAAGGAGUUAGGCCAUGUGGAGAUUCAUGCAGACACAACGAUGACACAGGAUAUGAAGCUGAUGGGCGGAUGCAUUCAGGAUGCUUUCGUCUCCGUGUGGGUACUAGACGUGAGGCAGAUGCGACCAUUUAGCCGCACAAGCAGCAACAAUACCGACCAUGGAGCAACAGAGGCAAGAGGCACGAGCAAGCCACUAUCUGUAAGAGACCCAACCCCAUCCGCGCCGGAGCCUGUUGAACAACCCGUGGCUAAACCUGUUGACACACCAACUACACAUCUACCUGCUUCACGAAGCGCAUCUCGAGAAUCCGGUAAUGGAAGCUCCAACGGUCCCGUCGCCGAGGCGACACGCCCAGUUUGUGCAAGACUGGACACUCCAGCGCCAGCAGAGGACUUACCGUCACAAAGGAAGGAGCAAGAUGUAGUUACAUCGGACUUCGUGAUGGAGCUUCGCUGUGGAAUGGACACAUGCAUAAAGGCGUUCAAGGCUCGACAGAAGUGCGUACAGCAGCUACUGGUUCACUGGGGAAAGGGACAUUUGCACGAUGGUCUCCGAUAUAUUGGCGAAUUACCGAAAGGAAAGCGCGAGGCUGUCCUCGUGGAUGUGCUGCGUAUCACAGACUUAAAACUAUUAGGGGUCGAUCUGGAGGCUUGCGUGCUGCUCCUUCCGCUUAUCGUGGAGAUCUUGGAGAGCAAGUUUGAGCUAUAUUUAAGCAUUGGCAUUGAUUCGGGACGCAAACUCUUCGAUGCAUUUUCGCCCAUGGUCAAGAACGCUCGGGAUGCACGACAAUACCGUUCGCGGGCGAUUAAUCUCGCAGGAGAAGAACGAGCUCAACGGUGCAACACUUGCGACGUUUAUUUCCAGGAGAUGGAACAGCGCGUGCAGCAGCUAGUUGAGACCUGCAGCUACUCAUCCCUGCAAAGCAAGAUCAAUACUCUCGCACGAGCACUCGGCGACCACUUUAGUCAUUAAUCCAGAUCUAGGAGGGCUUGGUCACCAAUAAGCGACCGACGGCUACCUCAGUGGUAAGAAAUUGUGAAAUGAGCAAGGAACUUCGACAUUAUCGACCCAGUGAUUCAAGGAAUACACU
Messenger RNA from Phytophthora infestans T30-4, 1909 nucleotides. Its product is annotated as katanin p80 subunit. Gene Ontology annotation, cellular component: katanin complex. Gene Ontology annotation, molecular function: microtubule binding. Gene Ontology annotation, biological process: microtubule severing; microtubule depolymerization. The record is from RefSeq and is a predicted model, not a curated record. The transcript has 9 exons. Lineage: Eukaryota; Oomycota; Peronosporomycetes; Peronosporales; Peronosporaceae. The coding region runs from base 1 to 1791 and encodes 596 amino acids.